CCCUGAGGAGGGACUUCCGGGUUUACAGUCAGAUUWGCUCCACAGCUCAGAAAGCAGCUUUCCACGACCUUUUUUCUUAUUUUGUGUUUUUUGCCCGCAGUGUUUGAUAAAAUUAAAUAUUUAGAAACAUUUUUGACCAAAGUGAGCUGCUAAGAGAACCGUUGUCGUCCGGACCGGACUUUGCGGUACCAGGAAACAUGUCCGCCUCAGCUGGAUGCUCUCCGUCGGGACACAGCCCAGGCCUCGGCCCGGCGGUGUCCAUGUUUCGAUGGCUGGAGGUUCUGGAGAAAGAGUUCGACAAGGCCUUUGUGGACGUGGACCUGCUCCUCGGGGAGAUAGACCCGGACCAGGUGGACAUCACCUACGAGGGUCGGCAGAAGAUGACCAGUCUGAGUUCCUGCUUCGCCCAGCUCUGUCACAAGACCCAGACCGUGUUCCAGCUCAACCACAAGCUGGAGGCGCAGCUGGUGGACCUCCAUUCUGAGUUGACGGAUGUUAAAGCUGAGAAGACGGUGGUAGAAAAGGAGGUCCACGACCUGCUUCUGCAGCUUCAUGCUCUGCAGCUGCAGCUCCGGGUCCAACAAGGACAAGCUGAGGACUCUGACAGCAUCAAAGACAAACUGCCUGCAUCCACAUUAGAACAAAUGGAGCAGGAGCUGGAGGCCAGUAAGAAGGACAAGUUGGCCGAGGCCAGGCUCGAGGCCGAAGUUCGGCUGUUUAAGAAGGAAAAUGAAGCCCUUCGCAGACACAUCGCAGUCCUGCAGGCUGAGGUCUACGGAGCCAGACUGGCAGCCAAAUACCUGGACAAGGAGCUGGCUGGCAGGGUCCAACAGAUCCAGCUAUUGGGUCGGGACAUGAAAGGACCGGCCCAUGACAAGUUGUGGAACCAGCUGGAAGCAGAGAUUCACCUCCAUCGUCACAAGACUGUGAUCCGAGCGUGUAGAGGUCGCAGUGAUCCAAAGAAACCUCUUCCUUCUCCUGCGGGUCAUGACCAAGARGCCCUGAAGAAGAGCCAGGGAGUGGGUCCCAUCAGGAAGGUGYUUUUAGUCAAGGAGGAUCAUGAAGGCCUGGGAAUCUCCAUCACAGGGGGGAAGGAGCACGGUGUCCCCAUCCUGAUCUCAGAGAUCCAUCCUGGUCAGCCUGCAGACCGGUGUGGAGGUCUCCAUGUGGGAGAUGCUAUUCUGGCCGUCAACAGCAUCAACCUGAGAGACGCUAAACACAAAGAGGCUGUGACCAUUCUGUCCCAGCAGCGAGGACAGAUCGAGUUUGAGGUGGUGUACGUGGCUCCAGAGGUGGACAGUGAUGAUGAGAACGUGGAGUACGAGGACGAUAACGGUCAUCGGUACCGACUCUACCUGGAUGAGCUGGAGGACAGCAGUGGAGCCCCGCCCCCCGCCCUGCAGGCUCUGGAGAAGAUGACCCUGAGGAACGGAGCGGAGAACGGAAACCCCGGGGUCUCCACAGAGACCAGUCCAGAGGAGCCUCCUUCAACCUGCUCCUCAUAGCURCACCCUGAGCUGACACACAUGAACUGAAGUGGACCAGACCCAGUUCCACUCUGGGUCCAUGGAGUCUGUGGUCAGCUAGAGGUURUGGAGGACAGAUGUGAAGAAUGAACAUCUGUUUAGUGCAGGAGAGCCUCCUGCUGAGGGUUCAGCUUCACUUUCUUUCUUCAGCUGAUCRGACAGUGAGAUUCACUCUGAGCCCGGAACAGAACCAAAACCUCUGUUCUGGACUUUAGAACCUUUGUGCAAUCUUUGAACUGAAACCAUUAAAAUGUGUUGUAGUUAGCUCCUCUGUCAUAUUUAGUUUUUUAUUUCCUCCCACAUGUUGUCCUGAAGCUCUGAGCUCUGCUGGUUCACCAUCUCUGCUUCUUUUUAUAGCUGUUUUCUUUGUCAAUGAGAACAAACAGCAUCAUGUAUCUAUCAUUAUAUAUCUAUGUGCACACAGGUCAACAUACACAUGAUCUGUGUUGAGUUCUAGAUGGACCGGUUCUGACUCCGUUUGAAUGAAAUAUUUAGAGUUGGUGAAUAAAGACUGUCUCCAGCUGGACUCUAGUCCUGAAUGAGUCAUUUGACCCACUUUGAGUCCAGAUCUGUCCUCUGCAGUGUCUCUGCCUGUGAAAUAAAAGCACCUUUCUUCUGUC
This is a messenger RNA of Austrofundulus limnaeus, 2146 nucleotides long. It is a transcript of the gene gopc, whose product is annotated as golgi-associated PDZ and coiled-coil motif containing. Gene Ontology annotation, molecular function: transmembrane transporter binding. The transcript has 9 exons. Gene Ontology annotation, cellular component: Golgi apparatus; membrane; trans-Golgi network transport vesicle. Gene Ontology annotation, biological process: negative regulation of protein localization to cell surface. NCBI's taxonomy places the organism in Eukaryota, Metazoa, Chordata, Actinopteri, Cyprinodontiformes, Rivulidae. The record is from RefSeq and is a predicted model, not a curated record. The coding region runs from base 198 to 1505 and encodes 435 amino acids.